Messenger RNA from Aspergillus campestris IBT 28561, 1279 nucleotides. RefSeq lists its product as uncharacterized. The record is from RefSeq and is a predicted model, not a curated record. The annotation marks the transcript as partial. The transcript has 4 exons. NCBI's taxonomy places the organism in Eukaryota, Fungi, Ascomycota, Eurotiomycetes, Eurotiales, Aspergillaceae.
AUGUACAGCACCCGGGGCUGGCUGGUUAUCCUGAUGCUGGACUUUGUUACUGCUCAGCAAUUUCCCAUGGGGUUCUCGUAUGACAUGAAUAUUCCUUCAUUGACUCAACCCUGUCGAGACGCUCUCAACGGCACGGUCGACUGUAACUGGCAACUGGCGUUGUAUAACACGGAAGAUAUUGAAUUGACUGCGAAAAAUCUGACCACACUAUGCGUCUCUGAUUGUUACAGGUCUUUGCUACACACCCGUGGUGAGAUCCAAUCGGCCUGCUCUGGGGAAUCGAACCACAUCCCCGUGGGUGGGGAUAUGUACCCGGCUACACAACGGAUUGAGAGCUUGCUUGAUACAUACAACAAGACAUGCUUGAGAGAUCAGGGGACCCAUCGUUUCUGUCAUGACAUCAUGCGUUCGUGGCAGGCGGACCUCACCAGGGAGCAAAAAUGCUCUUAUUGUAUGCUGAAAACACGACAACUCGGCCUGAGUUCCGAUUUCUCAUACAACCCGCACGCUCUCGAAGAGUUCGCCUCGUUGACCUCGAGUUGUGGCAAGACUGGCUUCGAGCCGACGAUGCCCACUCCCAUCGUGACUCGCAGUAGCAGCACAUCGACAGCUCCUUCAGUGACACCAUCCUGCGCAUCUACCUACACCAUCAAGACUGACGACACUUGCAGCGGCAUCUGCAAGGCGCAAAAAGUGUCCACUGAUGCUUUGACUGUGUUGAAUGGAUUGCCCGCGUACUGCAAGCAUUUUCCAUCUGCGGGCACAAAGCUCUGCAUGCCACCCAAAUGCGCCAUCUACACGGUUGCGGCUAACGACACCUGUCAAAGUGUCGCGAAGCAGCAGCCAGGAUACGUCACAGUUACCCAGCUUCAGUCGUGGAAUCCGAAUCUGAAUGGACUUUGCACCAAUAUGGGACAUCAAGUGGACAUGCAGAUCUGUGUGAGCCCGCCAGGAGAGGAAUCGAUAGACACAACAACUGCCAUCCCAACAACUAAACCAACACCAGUACGCAGUUCCAUCGGCCCGUGUAGUGGUCCAGGUUCUCCAGAAUCCUGUUAUCGCGACUACGCGAGCCUAUCGCCCACUCCAUUUGGAUCUCAUGCAAACCACACAUCACAGAGUGCCAAACCCACCGGGUCUGCGCCAGCAUAUACUCCAAACCCACCUGCACCUGGGACGGCGUCUCGCGCGAGCUGUGCUCAAUACAUCUCGUAUCUUGACACCGGCGAUAAAUCCCUGGAUAAAACAAUUAAUAGUUGCGGGGGUAUUGCGAACCUCU